Ciona intestinalis (vase tunicate) is the source of this 534-nucleotide messenger RNA. Its product is annotated as dysbindin-like. NCBI's taxonomy places the organism in Eukaryota, Metazoa, Chordata, Ascidiacea, Phlebobranchia, Cionidae. The record is from RefSeq and is a predicted model, not a curated record.
AUGGAGAGUAUCGUUGCAAGAAAACGAGUUCAAAUGAAAGCUGGAGACGAAUUAUUAAAUAAAUAUCAACAGGAUUGGAAAAUGCUUCACGAAAAUGCGGUUUCUGCCGCAUUUAAAGCUAAAAAAGUGGACGUAUUGGUUAAAGAAGCGUACGGAAGAGUUACAAAUAAUGGUAUUCAUAUAGAAAAGUUGUGUAAGCAUAUUAACGGUUUGGUUAAUAUGUUAGAUGAUGUUGAAAACAUAUCUACCAAUAUUGCACGUUUGGAAGGCUCCUUUGAGGAAGUAUCUACCGUUAUAACAGCGUUUGAAAGCAUAUGUCAACAGCACAGUAUAUGUGCAGAACAGCUAAAAGAAAUGGAAAACCUGAACCAACUAAAGCUACAGAAACGCUUAGAGUUAGAGGAAAGGAAAGAAGUUCUGGCCAAAGAUCAUAGCACCAAGCUUGCUAAGGUCAAAUCUAAGCAUCCAGAGAUUUUUCAGAGCAGGCAAGAAGCUUUAAAACAAGCAUUGGCUGGAAAUGAAAGCUUUGAAUAA